Molecule: messenger RNA, 558 nt
Organism: Ostertagia ostertagi
Lineage: Eukaryota; Metazoa; Nematoda; Chromadorea; Rhabditida; Trichostrongylidae
Source: the annotation of a GenBank genome assembly
AUGUUUUUCUUCCUUGCUCUCUUUACCAUAGCUGUGGCAAAGCCUGUUGUAGACCACGCGGCUAAUUGUCCGUUCCCGAAUGGCACAGACAAAGCUCUGCACUCUUACAUUUGUGCAGCGGGUGAGCAGUUUACCGUGAGCUCCAUUGUGACCACGGACAAUGCUGGCAACAUGGUUUACCCCAUAGACCCGCGACAACCCUUUAUUUUGCGAUUGACCGCGUACAAUCAUGGAGCGCAGAUUGACGACAACAAAGUUAACGUGAGAAUCUUCGAGUACGAGGCCGGCAUGACUUCAGCCGACUGCGCAUGGGUGAAUGUACCGACAUUUGGACUACUAAACAACAUCGAUGGAUGUGACUACGCACACAAUUGCCCUCUGACGUCAGGACCGCUUACUCUCGACCUGCCACUGGAUUUAACCCAGUUUUCGGCUAUUAUCAAUAUCCUUGCAUCAUACCGCCCGUAUGAAUUUGAAAUCCGUAUGUUCAACUGGAACAAGGGCAAUACCAAGCACGAAGAGUUUGCAUGCGUCAUGGCUCAAGUGGAAUUGAUAUGA